Chrysoperla carnea is the source of this 1695-nucleotide messenger RNA. Its product is annotated as ionotropic receptor 75a-like. The transcript is spliced from 12 exons. Gene Ontology annotation, molecular function: ligand-gated monoatomic ion channel activity. NCBI's taxonomy places the organism in Eukaryota, Metazoa, Arthropoda, Insecta, Neuroptera, Chrysopidae. Gene Ontology annotation, cellular component: membrane. The annotation marks the transcript as partial. The record is from RefSeq and is a predicted model, not a curated record.
UUUGAACAAAAUACAAGAUUUCUUCUUCAUGUCUGUUUUCCAAUUGAUUUUACCACAAAAAAGCAAUUAGGCCUUCGUAGUCAAUAUAAUAUUGUUAAAAAUUCCGCUCAUUAUAUAAAUGAUAAAUUGUAUCAUCAAUUGAUUAGAGUGUUAGAUAUGGAUUGCCCAUCCGCAAUUGAAAUUCUUUUGGAGGCUAAUUCAACGUUACAUUUUAUAUUACCUAACAGAUGGGUACUUUUAUUUGGAAAAAAUACCAGCGAUUUGAGUGAGUCUUUGUUACUGGAUGUCGAUAGCAAUGUUCUUACAGCUAGAAUUUUUAAUAAUGAGUUGAUACAUUUGAAGCAACCGUACAAGUACAAUCGCUAUGAAACAUAUUUUGUUUAUGAAACAUUUGGAUUUUGGGCUAAGGAUACUGGAGUAUUUGAUCAAAGAACUCAAAAAGUGAUAACACACCGACGAAGAAAUCUGAAUGGUUAUGAAAUGAAGCAAUCAUAUUUCUUCUUCUCAAAAGAUACACCUAAGCAUCUCGAAGACUUUGUAGAUGCACAUAUCGACUCGAAUGGAAAGCAUUCCUUUAAUAUGAACAAAUUAUUAUGCUUUUAUGUAAAUGCAACCCAAAAAUACAGACUUACUAAUAGUUGGGGUCGUUUAUUACCAAAUGGAUCAUGGACUGGUGUGGUAAAGAAAGUGCAAACAGGAGAAGAUGACGUUACAGGCUCAGCUAUAGCUAUUUUGGGCACUCGCUUACAUAUACUUCGUUAUAUAUCUAGAACAUCAAAAUGUCGAGCUGGUUUUAUAUUCCGAAUGCCUGCUUUAUCGAAAGUUAGUAAUAUUUUACGCUUGUCGUUCCAAACUAAAUUAUGGGGUGGUUUGGGGCUUCUUUUGGUCUUGGUUAUAGUGAUAAUGAAAUAUUUGUUUACAAGUGAAGUUAAAAGAAAUAGAACUAAAAAUAAAACCUAUAACAUUGAAUCCUUAUCUCUACAAAAAGGAUGGGCAUCUAUAUUUGUUUUUAUUGUGGGUUCAUUAUGCCAACAAGGUGUCGAGAAAGAACCAGAGGGUGUUUCAGGACGUGUGGGUACAUUUUUUGUUUAUUUAUCCAUGUUAUUCAUUUAUACAUCAUAUUCAGCUAAUAUUGUCGCUCUUCUACAAGCUUCAGCGAGUAUUGAAAACGUCGAUGAAUUUAUGCAAAGUCCAUUAACAGCAGGACUUCUGGAUUUUGAAUUUUCUAAACUUAUGUUUGAAAAUUCAACGAAUCCAAUACGAAAACAAAUUUAUGAUGAUAAAGUUAAUAAGGGCUCAAAAGGUUAUUAUUCGUAUGCGAAGGGUGUCGAAAACAUAAGAAAAGGGGGUUUUGCAUUUUAUGCAGAACCAGGUAUUGUAUUUCAUUAUAUAAGUAAGACUUUUGAAGAAAAUGAAAAAUGUGACCUACAAGAAAUUGGUACUCCUGGGGAGUUUCUUGCCCUAUUUCAUGCAACACCGCAUAAUUCUCCCUACGUCGAAUUAUUUAGAAAUGGGCUUCUACGGUUAGACGAGACGGGCUUACAACAAAGAUGGUACUUAAGAAUUUAUAAAUCUAAACCAAAAUGUGGAGCGUCGGUCGCAAAUUUUGUUCCCGUUGGAAUAAUAGAAAGUUAUUGGGCAUUUGUUAUUUGGGCUUACGGUGUUGGUUUCCGGUCAGUUGUCGAAUUUGAAUAA